CACCACACUCACCACUCUCACCAUCCUCACCACACUCACCACUCUCACCAUCCUCACCACUCUCGCCACUCUCACCAUCCUCACCACACUCACCACUCUCACCACACUCACCACUCUCACCAUCUUCGCCACUCUCGCUACUCUCACCACACUCACCAUCCUCACCAUCCUCACCACUCUCACCACUCUCGCCACUCUCACCAUCCUCACCACUCUCUCCACUCUCGCCACUCUCGCCGUUCACAUUCGCGGGUGACAGCGGCGCAGAGAGCGGGCAGCGCACAGCCAGCAUCGUGCAGAGAUGAACGGCGGUGCCUUCGCGGCCUGAUCAUCGGCUGCGUCCCGAGGCUUUCGAUCCUGCUUCGUCUCGGCGUUCCGGGGAACAUUUGAGGGACGGUGGAUUUCCGUUGAAGAGGAUUAACCUAUAUUAUAUUUAUAUAUGAAAAUGCAGGCGAGGGAGCUACAGUUAUGAAGCUGCCGCGUUUAAUCGAUCGACCUGCCAUCCCUUGAGCCACCACAAUUGAGCUGCGGCGUUGAUUCGUCCGAAGGAAUCGUGGGCCGAUGCGGCUCGGGAGGAGGUCGCUCCGUCGGUGAGCCAAGUUCUGCCGCUGCCGAGCCGCCAAAAACCUCCACGAUGCGCAGGAUGCUGCCGACGCCGGACCCGGGCACCGUUCGGUCGCACGAGCAGCCGAGCAGCGCCGCGGUGAGGGCGCGAGCGCAUGGCGACGCCGCCGCCGUCUCGUGCGACCACGACCGGGAGUUCUCCAUCACUGAGACAAACUUUGCGGAGGGUGGACUGAAGCUCAAGAUACAGAGCAUGCGGCGUGGUGCCAAGCGGCAGCAGCAGCAGCAGCAGCAGACGGAAUUGAAUGGACUGCGCCCCACCGCCACCACCGACGCCACUACCGCCGUCGCCGCCCAGCCGGCCAUCAGGAUAACCAUAAGGCCUGGCGAGACGCACGGAAAAGCUCAAGUGGCCCGGCAGAGUGAGAGGUUCUCCAAGAAGAAGAACGAUCACCAGUUUCACAAUAACCACAACAACCACCACAACAUCAUCAUCAAGCAGCAGGCCGAGGAGACCAGGCUGCAGUGCCUCCACGUCUCACGACAACAGCAGCAGCAGCAGGAGGAGGUGGAGGAGGUGGAGGAGGUGGAGGACAUCCGCAGAGAGCAGCAGGGGCCAGGCGUGGGAGGUGUCGCUGCGGAAGAGCCGCUGAGCCGGGCGGUGGACAAACCGCAAGGUGGCUUCUCCCCGGCGGUGAGAGGGGGCGCCCCGGGGAGCGAGGCGGGCGCAGAUGACGACUCGGCGGCAUUCGGCGCCGUGAGGGCGGCAUCGGCGACCGCCACCUUCCGGCCGAGCGCCGGCGCCGGUGGCGAGAGGAGCAGAACAGCGAGGUCCAGAAGAGCGAGCGGCGCGGCGCCAGGUGAUGGUGGCAGGCAGCGGGCGAUGGACGAAUACUUCCAGCGAGAGUUUGGCUGCGUGCCGUCCGUGUCGCCCGCCGACCUGGGCGCGGCGGCGGCCGACCGCUGCUCGGCAUUCGCCGGCGAGGACGGCGGCGCCGACGAGGAGGAGGAGGAGGGCGCCGCCUCCGAGGACAAGCUGGGCUCCAUCGAGCUGAGCGCCGACAUCAUCAACAAUGGCUUCCACAGCAAGGCCUACGGCGCCGUGGCCUCCGAGUCGACGGACGACUGCAGCACGCUCGAUCCAUCCGAGCUGCGCCUGGACGAGGACAUCGGCGAGAUGGAGGAGUUCGCCAGCCACUUCCGGCCCACCGCCCGGCGGCAAGGCAACAACAACAACAACGACGACGACGACGAGGAGGGGGAGGGGCUCGGGGGCUUCCUGGAGAACGACGAGGAGGAGUCGGGUUGCGUUCCGGCCGACCUGGCCGCCCUGGGAGUCGGGGACGACGUGGGGGAUGUUGGGCUGGUGGAGCGGGGUGUCGUGUACGCUCCGGAGGAUUUCUGCGUCUCCCCGUGCGCCUCCACGUUCUCGGGUUCCGUGUCGGCGGCAAGCCCGCUCUCCUCGCCGCUCUACCUGAGCCCUCGUUGCCCUGUCGGCUCGCUGGAGGACAACGCCUCAGUCGCGGACCAAUCUGCGGAUUCGUUUCUGUACGAGGACCGUCGCCCGGCGCGCGACUGCGGCUACGAGGAGUUCGAACGCAGCCUGGAGAACGUCCUGGAGGGCAAGCCGCUAGCGGGAGUCGGAGGGGACGUUGCUCCUCCGUGCCCCGAAGCGGAGAUUCUCGCGUGCGGCCCGACGGCGAUGGUGGAAGCCGUAGAGAAUGCGACGGCGGCGUUGCCGUCAGAGACGAGUUGCCCAGAGGAAGGGGAGACCCCGGCCCGGUUGACCCCUCAAAGCACGAGCCCCUUGGCUGCGCUCGUGGAGUCGACCUUUGACCCCGUGGGGGCGGAGUCUCCCGAGCCGGGAGACCCGCGCGUGGUGGCCAAGAAGAAGAAGCGGCGGCAGCCGAGGGGCAAGAAAAGUAAGAAGCUCGCGGGGGCGAGCCGCCACGUCUCGCCAUCUGCGGAAGCGGUCGAGUGCGAGGGAAGCGGCUCGCCCGUCGCCAUCGAUGCCAGGGGCUCGCCGAGAAGUUCACCAGCAGACGGAGUCGCUGCCGCCGCCGCUGUCGCCGCCGCCGCUGCCGCCGCCACCACGCCGGACGCAGUGGAAAGCGACGACGAGGAGUCGGCGUCCGCCGUCGUUUCCAACGCCGUCUCGCCGAGCGACGGCACGACGGGAGAGCCGCGACAAGCGGCAUUCGCGAAGGAGGAGCGCUCGGUUUCUAUUCCGACCGUGUUGCCUGGCGGUCCCCAAAAGCCUGCGGACAAAAUCAAGAAGAGCUCAAAAUCCAGACUGAGAAGUCUCAAUGAGCGCAGGAUUAAACUCGGCCACUUGAACCGCAAAAGCAAAAUGCUCCGUGUGGAAGCGAUGAAGCAGCUGCAGGUGGAGAGUGCUCUACCCGGGGCGAAGGAUGCGGACGAAGCGUCAUGCGGCUCUUCUCCACGCCAGCCCAGCGCGCUGUUCUCGCCGCUCUACACAAACGUGUCCAGUUUGACCGUGCAGGUGCCCGAGAAGAAGAGACGGGGGCGACCUAGGAAGGAGCUCUCAUUCGGCGGCGGUGGCGGCGCAUUGAAGUGUCGCGCUCGCGCCGAAGAUGACGAUGCCUUCGGCUGCACGGAUGGGUUCGGCCGCGGUUGCGUUCGUAUUUUCUCCGCGUCAGAAAUCACAACCGAGAGCGACGAACUCCUCCCGGCCGAUGGGACUUGGGGGCCUGGCGCCGUCCCCGGCGACGAGCCCCGACCGAGCACCAAGAGGCCGACCGAUCGCAAGUUCCUCAAGAAGAUCAACAAAAUGAAAGGACUCAAGAGGGAGAGGAUUCUCAGCCAGAUCUUCUCCGGCUCGAAGGGCGGCCCGCACGGCGCUACCGAUGUCAGCCGCGAGGCCGACCGACCGACGAUCAUCGCCGCCACCGCCCCCCCCAAGGUCAAGAAGAGGCAGCAGAUUCACGUGAGCAAGAAGGGCACCAUUUACGUCGGCAAGAAGAGGGGCAGGAAACCGAAGGCGCCGUCAGAGGCCCCGGGCACGGCCGCUGCCGCGCCGCAACCCAGGCCACCGCCGCCGCCGCAGUCAUCAUCCUCGUCGCAUCCUCAGUCGUCGCCGUCAAGUUUCCACGCGUCGGCGUCGCCGUUCUCGCUCCCGUCGCCCGCGACGACGCAAGCGCCGGGCUUUAGCGGCGGCCUGGAGAGCCCGGCGAGCGACGCGGGGGGCUACCCGGCCGUGUCGCUCCUGCCUGGGCCCCGUCCGAGCCGCAUCCUGCCGACCAAGGCCAUGCUCAAGUUCUCCGGCGAGAGGCCCAAUUUCUCGCCGCCGCUCCCCACGUCUCCAUCGCACUGCUCCGAGAUCUCCCUGCUCAAGGAGGCGACGCCGUCUCCCAUCAGCGAGUCGCACAGCGAGGAAACCAUCCCCAGCGACAGCGGCAUCGGCACAGACAACAACAGCGUGUCGGGGCGCGCCGACAAGCGGGACAGCCUCCGCACGGCGUCGGCCGCUGUCGUCGCGGCCGCCGUGACUGCGGUGGCCGCUCGCGGCACCGCUCGACGACCGGGCUCCUUCGUUUCUUCCGCGUCGCCCUCGGAUGCCGUCGCCGGCCUGGCCCGUCCGUCGCCGCCGCCGCUCGGGGAGAGUCUGCGACGCCGGCGCAGGAGCGGCGCUUUCCGGCAGGACAAGCCGAAGAGGCCGAGGCAGCACAAGCGGCGCAAGAAAGGGCAGGACCCCGGCUUUCUGGCCGAGCUGGAGGAGCUGACGCGGCUGCUGGCGCGGUGCCGCAUCGGCGGGCGCUUGCGCCGCCGUGACGCCGAGCCGCGCCACCGCCGCCUGCCCAGCAUCUUCUGCGUGAACUUCCCGACGCCGCGUGCGCCGCCGCCGUCCCCGUGCUACUACGGUUCGGCGCCGGCGUUCCGCGUGGACAACGAGGCGAGGUCCAGGAAGCGGCGGCGCGGGAGGCCUCCCAAGGCGCCCGACAAUGUCCCCGUGACGACGCACGGCGCCGGGAGCUACGGUUCCGUGCCCGGCGGCGUUUACUACGGCCCCUACGGCCUGCCGUACGGCUCCUUGGCCGUUCCGGCGGCAGCGGCCGGCGGGGUGAACCUGAGCUGCUGCUACGGUUCGUUCGGAACGUCGGCAUACCCCGCGGCUCAGCCCCACGGCGCCGGCCGGGCGGCGCCACCGCUGCCGCCGCUCCCGCCGCUCCUGCCGCUCCCGCCGGCCGCACGCGACUCCGGGACCUCCCCCUUGCCGUCCAGAGUGGAGAAGCAUUGGUGCCGCGAGUGGAAGACGCACCACCAGCAGCAGCAGCGGCAGCGGCAGCACAGGGCGGGGCACGCGCUGGCGCCCGAUGGAUGGCGCGCGCCGUUCCACUCGGUGGGGAGAACUCGCGCGAUUCACCGUCGGGGCGAUGACGUCGACACGAAGUUUAAGUGUGAGUGUGGCCGUAAGCAUCGCGAGCGCGGGAAGGCCAAGCGGCGGCAGCGGCGGCAGCGGCGGCAACACUCGCUCGGUGCCCGCGUGCCGUCGGCCGAGCCGACGCUCCCGGGCAGGAGCCCGGCGCCCGUGGGAGGCGAGCCCGGGCCGGCGGCCGCGGGCGUCGGGUGGGAACGGAGCGAGAAGCGUCCGCCUUGGAACCGUGCGGACGCCGGGGCGUGCCGAUCGGCGAGCGCGUCGGCACGGGCGAACCGGGCGGCCUCCUGCGACGGGGCCGGCGACGCCUCUGACCCGCGGCGCCGCUCGGAGAAGAGGAGGAAGUCCUCCGCCUCGUCCUCCUCCGCCUCGUCCUCCUCCCGCUCCUCGUCGUUGCGGGAGCGGACCUUCGCGCCGCCGGAAAGGACGGCGGCCGCGGUGGCGGCGGCCGGGCUCUUGGGGGACGCCAGGAGAGACCGGUCGCUCGCCGCCGCCGCGGUUGCGUUCCGGCAGGGAGAGCGGCCGAGGACGGCGGACGCGUCGCCCCGAGCAGAUGACCGCGCGAGACCGGAGGCGGCGCACCGGGCAAAGUGGAUUGACGACGCAAGCGGCCAAACCUGGCGACCCGGCAAAUUCGACCGCCCGGCCCUAACCCUGACCCGGCCGCACGGCCUCGGCCUCGGCCUCGGUCACAUCGGCCAGACCCAGCUCCCCAUCCACGGGGCGCACCGGCGAGGCCACAGGGGCCGCGGGCGGCCGCCGAAGGCCCACGAAGACGUCUCCCCGGCGGCCGCGGCGGCCACGGCGGCCACGGCGGUGGCAGCGCCCAGGGACGAAGAUCCGACGUCCGUGGCAUCCGCCUCGAGGGGACGUCUCCCCCCUGCAGGGGACACGGACGACUCUGAAGGGACGAGCGGCAUUUCGGACUCGAUCGAGCGCGUGGUGCGGAGGGCGGUGCUGCAGUGCCGCUCCCUGCCGCCCUACCGAGGGGAGCCUGCGCCCGAUAACGAGCGGGCCGGGAGGAAGCGAAAAGUCGCGGCCGCGGUCCACAGCCACCAAGGAAGGACUGCGAUUCUGCAUCCUCAUCCGUGUGAGAGAACGGACCCAAAGUCGCACUUACCGUUCAAACGGAGGGAGGACAAACUUAGACUGGUCACGCAGGAGCACUGACCGGGGGAAGGUUUCGAGGCCUCCUGGCCUUGCGCGGUGGAUUUCGUGAGAAGUGAAACGGAAACGAGCACUUGAUGACGUGGGAGCGACUCCUGCCCAGGAUUUGCGCGGAUCCCAUUCCCUGUUGUCCUCGGGCGCGUCGCCACCGUCCCUGCGGAACUACAAAUGCAGCGGCUUGCAUUGUGGCCCUCUGUUCGGUCUGCGCAGAUGGUGAAGGGUGCGGGGGGGGGGGGGUCACGACCACGCAAACAGAAACCACGACGACGACGACCACAGCAUCGGCACUGUGGGUGCUGGUGCCACUCGCCCACCGUUUGCUGAUCAAUGCACUUGGAGGAUCUAGGAAGAGCAGCAGAGCACGGGGGAGUUUCAAACGUGUGAAGAAGGCUGCAGAGCGAGCGACGGCUCCCAGCUGUUGGACUGGAAAACACACGCUGAUGGCCACCUUACGGCACCAUUACAAAGGCAGCAUCAUCAUCAUCAUCAAUCGCCAUCAGUGCCAGCAAGACGCUCAUAUAAGUGUUUUGCACCCGUACCCUGUGGAAGUAGCGAUGUGAAGACGGACUGAGCGACGGACCGCGAGCGGACAGUGGCGUCUGCCGCCCUCCACUCGCUAUGGAGGUUGUCUGAGGAUGGGGGCAUAAAAGGUCCAGUCUUGCCUUAGUGACGCGUAUUUUAUAAUUGUUCAUAAUUGUUCAAUUGUUUAUAAUUGUUUAACGCUGUCCACGCAGAUCUUGGUGGAGAGAGCGAACGUCAACGGACGCAACGCGAGAUUUAAAACGGCAGCGGGUUUCUUUUUUUAAACGAACGUUGGCAGCUUUUUACGUAUUACAUAAAAAUAAAGAAUAUAUUUUGAAUCUGAUUUAACGAAUUGCGUGGAAACCAUGGACAAGUGAGUAACUUAUACUGUGGUCGUGCAUCUGUAGCAUUUGUCACGAGUAAGGUCCUGAGUUCCGUGUAGGUGCGCGAGGUUUUUUUGUUCGAUACAUUUUCGUAAGCGACAUUUUUCGCCGGCCAAGAAAAAUCGAGCGGUUCCAAACUCGGCUGAUUAUCGCUCUACUUGCACUGAAUUUUGUUCACUCUGUUUUUUUUUAUUUUGCAUUAAUAAAAUGUUGACCUUUUUAAACUCGCCAAAUGUAUUUCUAAUUUGCCGAGUUUAAGCCGAAACCAAAAACAGUCCAAUCGCUACAUCUGUGGCUUCAUAUCGGAGUGCAGGGUGUUGGGAUUCAUUGCUCACUACCGUGGUAGAG
Molecule: messenger RNA, 7380 nt
Organism: Lethenteron reissneri (Far Eastern brook lamprey)
Lineage: Eukaryota; Metazoa; Chordata; Hyperoartia; Petromyzontiformes; Petromyzontidae
Biological process (GO): regulation of DNA-templated transcription
Cellular component (GO): nucleoplasm
Molecular function (GO): histone H3K4 methyltransferase activity; DNA binding
Source: RefSeq, a predicted model, not a curated record